GCGGGCCGCGACCCGGCACUCGCCUGGAGCGCGCGGGCGAGGCGGGCGGAGCGCACCGGAGCUCACGGGGGCGCACAGCGGCGCGCUAGCACCGCUCGGCUCUGCGCGGCUCUCGGCGGCGGCGGCGGCUGCGGCAGCGGUCGGGGCACGGGGCUGAACGAGCGUCCGGGCUCCGGGGCUCCGCGAAAGGCGGCUGCGGCUCCCGAGUGCGGCCCCGCUCCCUGCCACUGCCCCGGCCCGGCCGCUUCUUUGCCAUGGCUCUGGCGGACAGCACACGUGGAUUACCCAACGGGGGAGGCGGCGGGGGCGGCAGCGGCUCCUCGUCGUCCUCCGCGGAGCCGCCGCUCUUCCCCGAUAUCGUGGAGCUGAACGUGGGGGGCCAGGUGUACGUGACGCGGCGCUGCACGGUGGUGUCGGUGCCCGACUCGCUGCUCUGGCGCAUGUUCACGCAGCAGCAGCCGCAGGAGCUGGCCCGGGACAGCAAAGGCCGCUUCUUUCUGGACCGGGACGGCUUCCUCUUCCGCUACAUCCUGGAUUACCUGCGGGACUUGCAGCUCGUGCUGCCCGACUACUUCCCGGAGCGCAGCCGGCUGCAGCGCGAGGCCGAGUACUUCGAGUUGCCGGAGCUCGUGCGCCGCCUCGGGGCGCCCCAGCAGCCCGGCCCGGGGCCGCCGCCACCGCACUCGCGACGCGGGGUGCACAAGGAGGGCUCGCUGGGCGACGAGCUACUGCCACUCGGCUACACAGAGCUGGAGCAGCAAGAGGGCGCCUCUGGCGGGGCGCCGUCGCCCACGCUGGAGCUGGCUAGCCGCAGCCCGUCCGGGGGCGCGGCGGGCCCGCUGCUCACGCCGUCCCAGUCGCUGGACGGCAGCCGGCGCUCUGGCUACAUCACCAUCGGCUACCGCGGCUCCUACACCAUCGGGCGGGACGCGCAGGCGGACGCCAAGUUCCGGCGGGUGGCGCGCAUCACCGUGUGCGGCAAGACGUCGCUGGCUAAGGAGGUGUUUGGGGACACCCUGAAUGAGAGCCGGGACCCGGACCGGCCCCCGGAGCGCUACACCUCGCGCUAUUACCUCAAGUUCAACUUCCUUGAGCAGGCCUUCGACAAGCUGUCCGACUCGGGCUUCCACAUGGUGGCAUGCAGCUCCACGGGCACCUGCGCCUUUGCCAGCAGCACCGACCAGAGCGAGGACAAGAUCUGGACCAGCUACACCGAGUACGUCUUCUGCAGGGAGUGAGCUCCCCAGACCCCCUCGCGACUCCAGCGCCCACUCCCCUUCCUUCCUGCCCGAGAGAUGAUUGCAGAUCCUCCCGCUCCUCCUCUGUCCCCAGGCUCCCCUCCCCGGGCCCCCCCCCCCAGAAGUAACGGGCCAAAACCCGCCCCCCAACCCCCAAAAACCGCAACCAAAAAACCCCCGGGCCUCUUUGGCCUCCUUGGAACCCCCCAAACCAAAAAAACCCGAAAACGAACCCCCCCCAACCCCACGCUUCCUCUACUCCCUGCCGCAAAGUGCUCCUCCCCAGGUGGGACUUCCGUCUGGAUCUGGUGGGGCAAUGUGGCCACAAAGUCACCAAGUACCUGGCAAUGAUUGAAUUGUUCAGAACUUAAUUGGACCGUGUCCAGUGUGUAGAAGAUUCUUUGAAAUCUUCUCGAGCCCUUAUGACUCAUUUGCGGUUUAAAAGAUCAGAAUUGAUAACACUGGGGAUAGUUAGUGUUUUAAACGGCCAUUAUACAGUCUUUUGGACUGUCUUUGAAGGUUGAGUUUUAGAAGGCUGAAUGGAAGACUGAUCCUGAAAUCAGGACCGCAUGGAGGCAGUCCAGUGACUGUAAAUGAAUAAAGUUUUGAAAAGUUACAGGUAAAAGCAGAACAAUCUAGUGCUGGCACAGUGAAGGAUCCUAUCUUUCCUGUACAGAGUAAAAAAAGUCUUCGCCUGUGGCUUAAACUUGUAGACAGUGAUCCUCCUCACUGCGGAGGUGCCCUUUUUCAUCGGCUUGUCGCCAGAAGCUCUUGGUUCCACUGAUUGAAAUAGCAGCCCUUACUGUCAAAAGGGAGAAAAGGGCGCUGCCCCCUAAGAGGGCAAGGCUGCCCAGGACGCCAAGACAGGUGCAGGAAGACACCUAGCAGUGGCUGUAAAGGGAGCUGGGCAGUAAUGCACGUCGUGAGUGUUAGGAAAGCUUGUAUUCUUGCAGAGAAUGGCAGUAGGAUCCUUAACUCUAAGACUUGGGGGUGGGUGGGGAGGGGAGGGAGGAAGGGGGUAGGAAGGGUGGGAAGGGAGGAGCAGACAUACUCAUUUAUUAUUUGAAAGCUGGAAGUUUGUACCAUUCGUUUGAGUACAUGCACAUUUUAAAAAUAUCAAAUAGUACAUGCAAACAUGCCAAGCAUUUUAUAAAGAUUAAUAACAGACCUCCUCUUAACUGGCAGUUUAUUGAACUUACUGUUUUGAGUCCUAAACUUAGAAAUUGCUAAUACUUGUAGAACUUAACCAAAGAGUUACCCAGUAGGGUUUUAGUUUUUGAACUUUUAUUUUCUUGUUGAUUAUAAAUCUUGAUGUUAAAAUCUAUUUACUUGAGCAAAAUAAGUUUGAUUUUGGUUGCUUAGACUUAAGAUCUCUUAUUAAAGAUCCUUGUUUUCUCCAAACCCAGCAAAUGUUGACUACUGGGCAAACCUGAAUACCCGAAAAUGCCACUUCCUUCAUGCAGUCAGUUUGAAGUUAAGGUGGAAUCUUUGCAAGUGGCAGAGCUACAGAGAAAUAUAAGCACCAAGGGCUGCCCAUCUGUAGAUAGCUGUAAAAUGGAAUGUUUUUAAACGAAGGCAAAUGAGUACUUAAAAGUGAGCUGAGCAAUAAAGUGGUGUUUUAGGUAAAUGCAGCAGAAACAGAAGGAGACCUGGUUGCCUUAUGCCUUUACUCUUACAUGGAAUAAAUUCCCAAUGCAUAUCCUGUGUGCACCAUAAGCGAAGGGAAACAACCCUCAUCAUGCUUCAUGCUGUGAGGUGUCCUUUGACUAUUCUGUGAUGACAGAGAAGACUUUCUAUUUUGUUUUGUUUGUUUCAGCAUCUUUUUCUGAAGUCUGUUUUUAAAGAUUUUGUAAGAGCCAUUUUCAGUGGUUAGUGCUAUUUUUCCUUCUUUUUAAAAAUGAAUCUUGUACUGUAUCUUACUGUAUCCAUAUAGCGGUUAUGAAUUGGAACAGUUUUAUUCUUAGACUCAUGUGAUCCAAUCUGUAUAUACCAUAUAUAAACAUUUUACAUGAAUCAUUUAGUUUUUUAAUUCAUUUACUAAUGCUAUACAGUUUCCUAUAUUUCCCC
Molecule: messenger RNA, 3305 nt
Organism: Propithecus coquereli (Coquerel's sifaka)
Lineage: Eukaryota; Metazoa; Chordata; Mammalia; Primates; Indriidae
Gene: KCTD12
Product: potassium channel tetramerization domain containing 12
Exons: 1
Coding region: 255-1238 (327 amino acids)
Biological process (GO): protein homooligomerization; regulation of G protein-coupled receptor signaling pathway
Cellular component (GO): postsynaptic membrane; presynaptic membrane
Molecular function (GO): protein binding
Source: RefSeq, a predicted model, not a curated record